Messenger RNA from Paralichthys olivaceus (Japanese flounder), 4046 nucleotides. It is a transcript of the gene mybl2a, whose product is annotated as v-myb avian myeloblastosis viral oncogene homolog-like 2a. Gene Ontology annotation, cellular component: nucleus. NCBI's taxonomy places the organism in Eukaryota, Metazoa, Chordata, Actinopteri, Pleuronectiformes, Paralichthyidae. Gene Ontology annotation, biological process: regulation of DNA-templated transcription. The record is from RefSeq and is a predicted model, not a curated record. Gene Ontology annotation, molecular function: protein dimerization activity; RNA polymerase II cis-regulatory region sequence-specific DNA binding; DNA-binding transcription factor activity, RNA polymerase II-specific.
UCCUUUGGCGAUGUGGUACCAUCUUUACCUUGAACCUCGUGUCUCCAUCUCUACCUAACUCCAGUUAUGUUUUUAUCUCCUCUUGCAAGUCAUGCACAGUGCAUCAUCUUUGGUUUCAACGCAAUAACAACUCCUGAUAUGGUUUUGGUCAAUGUGGGAGAAGGAAGAGCUCCUCCUGACCUUUACAGCAAAAUGUGUGUGCGUAUCUUCCAUUCAAGACUACACCUGGUCUGACAUUAUUUACUGUCCUUCAGAACCUGGGGCAGAUGCUGGUAACUUUCCUGGACGUGUCCUGCAACUCCUUCUGAGCACAUUGCAAUCAUGUUCGUGUGUUAUUGCUCCAAACAAUGGUCAUGCUAAAACUAGGGCAACUAAAGCUGCGGACAAGAGAUGGAACAUGGUGUACACAGUGUUUAACGACUUAAAAGUAAUAUCCUCCACAGGACACAGAGUGAAGUCUCAAGCAUCUGAGCAACCGCAGCUGUUCCGUUUCCGGAGUCAGUGGAGCGGCCGUGGUGUUCUUGAACGCACCCCUCCGUUCUCCCGCGAACUCUCCGCACUCACGCGGAGCCGCGACUUCCUGUUUGUGUGUUGUAGUAACACACGUUUUCAUUGAGAGUGUGUGGCGGCGGCAUCUCCCACGUAUGUGUGGACAGAAGUGGACUGUGCAGCAGCAGCAGUAGUGUGGAGGAGACCAGAGACAACACAGAGGACAUGUCGCGCGGCAUGGAGGAAAACAGUGAUAGUAAUCCAUACAUCGACACCGACUCGGACACAGCAGAGAAGACGGAUGCUACCAUGUGGAGAGUCAAAUGGGCUCAGGAAGAGGAUGAAAAUCUCAAAAUUCUGUUCAGCAAAUUUGGGGACGAAUGGAAAACCAUUGCCACUUUUUUACCCGGGCGGACAGAAAUCCAGUGUAGGCGCCGCUGGCAUCAUCAUCUCAAUCCUGAUAUAGUGAAAGACAACUGGACCAAAGACGAAGAUGAAAAGCUAGCAGAGCUGGUGAGCAUGUACGGCAACAGACAAUGGUCUUUUAUCGCCAAGUGCUUGAAAAGGCGACUGGGGAAAGAUUGUUGUUCUCGCUGGUACAACCACCUUGACCCACUGCUCAGUAAGAACCCCUGGACCAAUGAAGAAGACCUCGUCCUCUACAAAGCCCACUCCAUUCUUGGAAACAAGUGGACGGAGAUCGCCAAGCUGCUGCCUGGAAGGACAAACACCUCUGUGAAGAAUCACUGGCACUUCAACUUGAAACAUAAGGUGGAUCUGGGCUUGUUCAAAUAUGCGGCUGACAGCAUUUCCAUUGAUGUUCAACAGUUUGUGGAAGGAGAGGUGGACUUUAAGUGUGAUGUUGUGUUAGAUGCUGAACCAGUCAGGCUGAACUCCAAACAGGAGGUGGCCGUUCCACCUCCAGAGGCUGUGGCAUCAAGGAGAGAGAUCGCCUCUCCGUGUCCCCUCUUGCCCCCCAGCUCGAGUUCCAGUCCCAGUUCCAACUCAGGUGCUCCACCAGCAGCCAUGCCAGUGGACCAGAAAAAGUUUGUUAAUGCAGCACUGAGGAUGAUUGCUGAAGACAUGCUGCCACUCAGUUUUGUUGAAGGCGCAGGCUUUAGGAAUUUCAUCAGUACCAUUAGCCCUGAAUACAGCAGGCUAUCCCAGCGUGCCAUGGGCCUGCAGCUUUACAAUGAUGUGGAAACAACAAUCAAACCUAAGCUGAUCCGUAACCUUAAAGCCUGCCUUGCAAGCACCAAAGAUGGAGAGAAAGCCAUUCAUGUCACCUAUGACCUUUGGGCUGGGAAUGAAUCCCAACCAGCGGAGGAGCCCGUUGUCGUAGUGCAGCUCCACUUUGUCAGUGAUUCCUGGCAGAUCUGCCGUCCUAUGGUGGCCUUCCGACACCUCAGCCACAAGAACCUCAGUGCCGCCGUGGCCAGAGAGCUCGAAGACGUGCUGCUGAGCUACGGCAUAUUUCCUCGCAGCAUCGGCUACAUCCUCACCACCCAGGCCAAAGAAACCUUGACUGAGAACAAUUUGUUCUGCGACUACAAACUCACAUGCUCAGCCAACAGGGAAGAACCAAAUGGGAAGGAGACAGUGACAUUUUUGUCAAACCAGAUACCAGAAGCCGAGUCCCCAUUUUCAGAUCAGCACAUUGGGACCAGGAUCACCUGUGUGGCCAAAACACUGCAGCUAGUGAUCAAGGAGGCACUGAAGAAUUCCAGAGUGGUGGAGAACCUGCUCUCACAGGUCAACAACAUAGUGGCUUUCUUCAGGAGCAGUGCCUACUGGAGUGAGGUUUUGUUGAGGGAGUGCAACGUGUCUCUGUGCCCAUCUUCCAGUAGUUGUCGCUGGAACUCCAUGAUGCUGUCUUUACGCCGCAUGGUGCAGGAGUCGGCCUGGAGCGCCAUCAUGAUGCUCCUUGCCCAGGCCCGCAUAGAGGCCAGCGACACAGCCAGUGCCCCUCCAUUGGUCAUGGUCAAGAGGGAGCAAGUUAUUGAUAUCCUGAGUCUCCUUGAGCCCUUUGAGGAGGCAUUACAGGUCCUGCAAGGAAAUGGUGUGACCGUGUCUUUAAUCAUACCCUCCCUCGUUGGACUGGAUAAAACCUUGGAGAGCUGUGUCACCAACUACAUCAACUUCAACAAGGCUCUGCGCACGGGCCUCCACAAACACUUUCAAUCUCUAAUUCACCAGAAGGACAUGAUACUCGCAGCUGUGCUUGAGCCUAGGAUCAAAAUGCAGCCAUUUUCUGAUGCCAGACUGGAUGACCAGACAGGUUUCCUGACUCCUCCAACAAAGCACCAGGCUCACACCAUUAUAGAAGCCACAUUAGAAAGCAUUGCGGUCUCAGCAUCUGCCUCUGUGCAAGCAGAUAAAGACCAGAUGAAAAAGGAGUUGAAAAAAGAGCCAGAUGACCAAGAGAAAAACCAAACCAACACAAUAAUGGAGGCAUCAGGUGCCAGCAAAGAUGAAAACAGCUGCGAUGAAGUCAGUGGAAAUGAACUCAAGCGCAAGUCCAUCUUCAACUUCCUCCAGCCACCUGCAAAGACCAUGAAGAUGUCUGAGCUUGAUGUGUACCUGGCUGAACCACUUUUGGAGUGCAACUCCAGUCUACUGUUUUGGAAAUCUGCUGCUCGGUUUCCUGGGCUGCAGGGCAUCGCCAAGAAGCUACUGGCAGUACCGGCCACCUCAAGCGGCUUCGACAGACUCUGGCCAAUGGCUGCAUCUAUUAUACGAGCCAAGAGAAACUGCCUGUCACCUCACACCACAGAGAGACUGCUUCUAUAUAAGAACUCCUUAAAGACAAAGACUGUUAAAAAGCCAAAAUGUAAACCAGUGGCCGACUGUCAGAGCUCUGAGUAUGGGCUCAGAUGAUUGCAAGUAAAAAGCAGCAUAUUUCUGCUUUCACAAAGCAAUUAACCUUUAUUGUUAAAACAGAAUUUGAUAGACUUGUGAAACUGUAUUCCCAACUUUGAUUGAUGCAUAAAGACGGAUCAGGAGAGGGGAGUGAACAGGGAUUUGCGUUUUCCAGCUUUUUCAGUUCAAACUGAAAUCAGUUCCACUGAAGAUCUCAUGCUGUCACAAAGGAGGAGAUGAAAAAAAAGUUAUCUGAAUCCUGAUGUGUAAAAUCUGAAGUUGUCUGUCUCUCACUGGUUAUAUUUAAAAAAACCACACAAUUCUACCUUAAUACCAUCAAAGUAAUUGUAAAGGUGCUUAAAUCAGAUGUGCAAGAACACUGUUUAUCUUGAUGGAGAAAUGUUCUCUGCUCUCUUCAGCAGGUCAGUCAGAGUUUAACGUUUGUAAAAGUUUUAAUUAGUUGUACUGUGUUGGUUCAUGACAGUAAACUGAAUGAGAAUGCACCUUUUUCCUGCUGUUUUUGUAAAGAUCUUGUUUGUUUUAUUUGUAUUUUACAGUUUGUUCAUCUUUCAUUUUUAUUGGCCGUCGUGUCGAUGUGCAGCAAUGAAUUGUUCUCAAGAUGCAAAUGAAUUUCAGUCAUCCACAUGGAAGUACCCAGGGAAUGUUCAUAUAUGAUAAAAUAAAGACAUUUUUCUCUA